Messenger RNA from Cooperia oncophora, 567 nucleotides. The record is from the annotation of a GenBank genome assembly. NCBI's taxonomy places the organism in Eukaryota, Metazoa, Nematoda, Chromadorea, Rhabditida, Trichostrongylidae.
AUGAGCGCGUAUGAGUUGGUUGGCAGUUGGCAAUUAUGCAUUUUCAACGCAUUGUUGGUCUAUUUAUCAGCUAUAUACGUAAUUACUUUUUGCGGAUCAAAACGGGAUAAAGAUGAUGAUGAACGUAACACAGCUAUGGGCUCCGCCAGACCAGCGGCACCGGCACCUCCUCCUGCAGCUCCUGCUCAACCGUUGCCAAAAGCGCCAGCCCAGGGAGGAAUCGCUGGGACCUAUGACCCGAAUUACCAAACUUUGGCCGGCGUGCAAGGUGAUGUAUUUGGGGCAGAUAAGAAGAAACCCGCUGCUCCUGUUGGAGCUCCUGCACCUCAAAAGCCAGCUGUAGGAGGCAUGGCAGGAACGUAUGACCCCAACUACCAGACUCUGGCGGGAGUUCAAGGCGACGUAUUUGGUCCCGAUAAAAAGAAGGCACCUGGUGGUGUUGGUGGCGGUGGUCCUCCAGCUCCCCAGAAACCAGCCGUUGGGGGCAUGGCGGGAACGUUCGAUCCCAACUAUCAAACACUUGCUGGAAUGAAUGCAGAUGUGUUCGGUGCAGACAAGAAAAAAUAA